Linnemannia hyalina is the source of this 264-nucleotide messenger RNA. NCBI's taxonomy places the organism in Eukaryota, Fungi, Mortierellomycota, Mortierellomycetes, Mortierellales, Mortierellaceae. The record is from the annotation of a GenBank genome assembly.
AUGGUUUUCAACUUUGCCAGACUCUUUCGACGUCUGAGGCCUGCUCAUCCCGAGAUCGGUCCUGCGCAUCUCCCAGAUAAUAUCGCCUCAUACACCGAGGACCUGAUUACCGAACCCGCCACUGACCAAUCACCAGACAUUCAAGACGAUCCUCCUAUCCAUUCCCAAGCUCUCGGCAUUGAUGCUGCAGUUACUCAAGCCGAGUUCGAUCAAGAUGUCACUUUUGUUAAUGAGACUCCUAUUGUCGACUUUACGUGGGAGUAG